This is a messenger RNA of Coregonus sp. 'balchen', 37933 nucleotides long. Lineage: Eukaryota; Metazoa; Chordata; Actinopteri; Salmoniformes; Salmonidae. The record is from the annotation of a GenBank genome assembly.
AUGCACAUUCCUAUUCAUUCCUAUGGCUCUUCUGCUGAUAACCACCUGUUGCUCUUCUUCUUCCUCCCUACCCUCUCCUCCCUACCCUACCCUCUCCUCCCUACCCUCUCCUCUUCUCUACCCUCUCCUCCCCCCCCCUACCCUCUCCUCCACCCCUCUCCUCCUCCCUACCCUCUCCUCCACCCCUCUCCUCCUCCCUACACUCUCCUCCACCCCUCUCCUCCUCCCCCCUCCUCCUCCACCUUCCUCCACCCUACCCUUUCCUCCACCUCUCCUCCUCCCCCUCUCCUCCUCCUUACCCCUCCUCCCUCCCUCCCCCCCUCUCCUCCUCCCUACCCUCUCCUCCACCCCUCUCCUCCUCCCUACCCUCUCCUCCACCCCUCUCCUCUCCUCCACCCCUCUCCUCCACCCUCUCCUCCUCCCUACCCUCUCCUCCACCCUCUCCUCCUCCCUACCCUCUCCUCCUCCCUACCCUCUCCUCCACCCCUCUCCUCCUCCCCUUUCCUCUCCUCCACCCCUCUCCUCCUCCCUACCCUCUCCUCCACCCCUCUCCUCCACCCCCUCCUCCUCCCUACCCUCUCCUCCACCCCUCUCCUCUCCUCCCCACCCCCUCCUCCUCCCUACCCUCUCCUCCACCCUCUCCUCCACCACUCCACCCCUCUCCUCCUCCCCUUUCCUCUCCUCCACCCCUCGCCUCCUCCCUACCCUCUCCUCCACCCCUCUCCUCCACCCCCCUCCUCCUCCCCUCUCCUCCACCCCUCUCCUCCACCCCUCUCCUCUCCUCCAACCCUCUCCUCCACCCCCUCCUCCUCCCUACCCUCUCCUCCACACCUCUCCUCCACCCCUCUCCUCCUCCCUUCUCCUCCACCCCUCUCCUCUCCUCCACCCCUCUCCUCCUACCUACCCUCUCCUCCACCCCUCUCCUCCUCCCUACCCUCUCCUCCACCCCUCUCCUCCACCCCUCUCGUCCUCCCUACCCUCUCCUCCACCCCUCUCGUCCUCCCUACCCUCUCCUCUCCUCCACCCCCUCUCCUCCUCCCUACCCUCCUCCUCCACCCCUCUUCUCCUCCCUACCCUCUCCUCCACCCCUCUUCUCCACCCCCUCCUCCUCCCUACCCUCUCCUCCACCCCCUCUCCUCCUCCCCCCUCCUCCUCCCUACCCUCUUCUCCACACCUCUCUUCCUGUCCUCCCCAUCCCUCUCUUCCUGUCCUCCCCCACCCCCCUCUUCCUUUCCUCCCCACCCCCCCUCUUCCUCUAUUCCCCACCCCUCUCUUUCUCCUCCCCACCCCUCUCUUACAAUACUCCCCACCCCUCAGGCGGUGAACUUCUGGCAGGUGUUGGUGAUGAACGAUGAGCACACAGAGAGACGUUACCUAGUCUACUUCCUGCUGGGCUGGGGACUUCCUGCUCUGGUCAUCAUCAUCCUGGUCAUCGUUCUGCUGGGGGGCUUUGGCUGGACCAUACACAGUGUCUACGGCCUGGUGCAUGGGGAUUUGUGAGUGAAGGAAACACACACAGGAGCACUCAGGAGUACACAAGCGCACCCCCCACCCUACCCCCACCCCCCACCCCCUCCACACACACACACACACACCCACACCCACACACACACACACAUAUAUAAACAUACAGGAGCACUCAGGAGUACACACACACACACUCACCAGAGCGCACACACACUUAGUGAGAGUGAAAGGGAAAUAUCCACAUGCUUUGUACAACACAAACACAAAUUAUAUACACACACAGUACUUAACCCGGUGCCUGAUGUAAUAUAGAUAACACACACACACCACACACACGCAAACACACACACACACAGAUGUUACGCCUCGAACAGACCGACAGCAUCAUUGCAUUUUGGUACACCAGAAGUACCUUCAUUUCUGUGUGGUUCUGUGUGGUGGAUAAAUCCAACGCAUGCAUCAAAUUGUAUGCUUAGACUUGACAAAAAUAGAAAGCAAAAGGUGAAUGCUGAACUUUUGUUGCACACAUAUCCACUAAAAUGUUGGAUUAAAUAAUUUUAAAAAGUUUGACUGCAGAAUUUAUUACGUAGUAUUUUAUGCAAUGACGUUGUCGGUCUGAUCGAGGAGUCAGGCUUUGUUAGAGUACUGUUUGUCUCAUGUGUGGGCUGUAGCUUAUAUUCACGGCCUUGCAUGUGUUCUGUGUAAUGACCUAUCUUUACUAUCUACUCUCUCAUCUGUGUUGUCUUUUAUCUUUGUCCUGUGUCCUGAUUUGCUCUCUCCUGGCUAUAUAGGUUCUGAUUGGUUCAUGGUUCUCCCACUUCCUACUUUCCUCCACUGCUCCAGUCCCGCACCCUCUUGGCUGUCUGUGGCAUUCAUGACAUUUGUCACCCUGUUUGAACCUCUCUCCCUUUCCUCUGUCUCUCCUUCUCUUCAUCCCUUCUUUUCUCAAUGUUAUCCGGUGUGUGCCUGGCCCACUGACAAGGGAUGAGAUUCUUUGCCAGUUUUCAUAUAUCUUUAAAGUAUGGUUUAUGUUACAGCUGUGCUAACGGAAAAACAUUGGAGACUUUGAUUUUAAUGCUUAACAUAGUACUUUGAUUACAUUACAGUAAUACUAUGUUUACUCAUGAUUACACCACAUCCUUACAACAUGAUAUCAAUCUGCAUGUUGUGUAUAGGAAGUCAGGAAAUUGGUAUCACUAUACUGUAAAAAAUAUUUGUAUCUAGUUUAAACUAAUUAUUAUUAAGUAACUGGUUCCACAGCUUUUUUUUGUUUAGUCAACUUUUCAACCAGUUUUACCUGAACUUAACAUUUUUAGUUGGCCCAAACUUCGCUCUAACUUGAGAAAACGUAGGCAAAAAUUCAGUCAACUUAAAAUGUUUGCUCAACUUGUUGCGUCCCAACAAUCUCUCCUUCUCCCUGAACUGUACACUCGUUCUCUGCUUCCCACUAAUAUAAAAGCAUUGGAUUGGUGUAAGCAUGGUCUACAUUUUACAUUUUAGUCAUUUAGCUCUUAUCCAGAUCGACUUACAGUUAGUGAGUGCAUAAAAUUUCAUACUGGUCCACCGUGGGAAUCGAACACACAAACCUGGCGUUGCAAGCACUAUUGCUCUACCAACUGAGCUACACGGGACUACGUUUAGAGUGAGUUUCCAUAGACCAGUCAUUUCCUUUCAAAUCUAUGAAGGGAAGUGAACAAGUGUACACUUCGGUAGAAAGGAGAGAUUAUUAGAACGCAACCCAGAAGUUCCAGGACCAACACCUCCCACAAGGACAUACAGACACCACAGGACCAACACCUCCCACAAGGACAUACACAUACCACAGGACCAACACCUCCCACAAGGACAUACAGACACCACAGGACCAACACCUCCCACAAGGACAUACACAUACCACAGGACCAACACCUCCCACAAGGACAUACAGACACCACAGGACCAACACCUCCCACAAGGACAUACACAUACCACAGGACCAACACCUCCCACAAGGACAUACAGACACCACAGGACCAACACCUCCCACAAGGACAUACAGACACCACAGGACCAACACCUCCCACAAGGACAUACACAUACCACAGGACCAACACCUCCCACAAGGACAUACAGACACCACAGGAUCAACACCUCCCACAAGGACAUACAGACACCACAGGACCAACACCUCCCACAAGGACAUACAGACACCACAGGACCAACACCUCCCACAAGGACAUACAGACACCACAGGACCAACACCUCCCACAAGGACAUACACAUACCACAGGACCAACACCUCCCACAAGGACAUACAGACACCACAGGACCAACACCUCCCACAAGGACAUACACAUACCACAGGACCAACACCUCCCACAAGGACAUACAGACACCACAGGACCAACACCUCCCACAAGGACAUACACAUACCACAGGACCAAUACCUCCCACAAGGACAUACAGACACCACAGGACCAACACCUCCCACAAGGACAUACAGACACCACAGGACCAACACCUCCCACAAGGACAUACACAUACCACAGGACCAACACCUCCCACAAGGACAUACACAUACCACAGGACCAACACCUCCCACAAGGACAUACAGACACCACAGGACCAACACCUCCCACAAGGACAUACAGACACCACAGGACCAACACCUCCCACAAGGACAUACAGACACCACAGGACCAACACCUCCCACAAGGACAUACAGACACCAAAGGACCAACACCUCCCACAAGGACAUACAGACACCACAGGACCAACACCUCCCACAAGGACAUACAGGACACCACAGGACCAAACACCUCCCACAAGGACAUACACAUACCACAGGACCAACACCUCCCACAAGGACAUACAGACACCACAGGACCAACACCUCCCACAAGGACAUACAGACACCACAGGAUCAACACCUCCCACAAGGACAUACAGACACCACAGGACCAACACCUCCCACAAGGACAUACAGACACCACAGGACCAACACCUCCCAACAAGGACAUACACAUACCACAGGACCAACACCUCCCACAAGGACAUACAGACACCACAGGACCAACACCUCCCACAAGGACAUACAGACACCACAGGACUAACACCUCCCACAAGGACAUACAGACACCACAGGAUCAACACCUCCCACAAGGACAUACAGACACCACAGGACCAACACCUCCCACAAGGACAUACAGACACCACAGGAUCAACACCUCCCACAAGGACAUACAGACACCACAGGACCAACACCUCCCACAAGGACAUACAGACACCACAGGACCAACACCUCCCACAAGGACAUACAGACACAACAGGAUCAACACCUCCCACAAGGACAUACAGACACCACAGGACCAACACCUCCCACAAGGACAUACAGACACCACAGGACCAACACCUCCCACAAGGACAUACAGACACCACAGGACCAACACCUCCCACAAGGACAUACACAUACCACAGGACCAACACCUCCCACAAGGACAUACAGACACCACAGGACCAACACCUCCCACAAGGACAUACACAUACCACAGGACCAACACCUCCCACAAGGACAUACAGACACCACAGGACCAACACCUCCCACAAGGACAUACAGACACCACAGGACCAACACCUCCCACAAGGACAUACAGACACCACAGGACCAACGCCUCCCACAAGGACAUACAGGACCAACAACCACAUGUCUGUUUACACUUCCUCAAGCAGGAAAAACAUGAUGCAGUACUGUAUUAUUAUUGUUGUUAUUAUUUGACAUACUUCACAUUCUACUAUGUCUAACAUAGCAAAUGAUUUAUCCGGAUGGCGGAGGGUACGGCUGUAUUUGUGUCCUGUGAGAUGGCACCGUUGGCGUGCUUAUUGAGAUAAACUUAACGUCAUAACAAGAUGGCAGGGUUGUUUUUCCCAUAGCCAAACACAGACUCCCUACCUUCUUAAUGACACCAUUGGAACACAACAGGGACAGAUUAUAGGAGUGAAUUCCUCAGAAUAGAUUACCACAAAGGAGGGGGAGAGAGAAAGGGAGAGAAUAGGGAGGGCAGAGGUAGAACAAAUUAGAGUGACAGACAGGCAGACAGGCAGACAGACAAACAGGCAGACAGGCAGACAGACAGGCAGACAGGCAGACCGGCAGGCAGACGGUCAGACAGACAGACAGGCAGACCGGCAGGCAGACCGACAGGCAGACUGACAAGCAGACAGGCAGAUCGACAGACAGACAAGCAGACAGGCAGACAGACAAGUAGGCAGACAGACAGGCAGACAGACAGGCAGACAAUAUUAAUAUUGUUCCUGCUGUAUUUUUUAGAUCCAUAACAAGGAACCAUGAGAGGUAUGACUGUGGCUGGCCAUAGAGCAGCUGAUUGGCCUAGAUUGAACUGGACACCAUGGCUAGGCUUAACACUUGGAGGGUGACUUGAGGGCCGUUGGGGCUGGGAUACCCCUCAGAAAGAACACACAGUCUUCGCUGCGCUCUCCCUAGGCAGUGUGUUGUGUUUGUUGUGUGACACAGAGAAUAGGAGCCGUGUCUGACUGUGCUAUUUGGUGGAAUGUGCUGCUGCAAGGACACAAACACUGAGUGUGAGCUUAAACACACACACACACACCACACACACACUCACUCACACAGACACUCACACCAACACACACAGACACACCACACACACACACUUACACGGCAAAGUAACUGCACUGUACUUCAGCUCAUCAACCGAUAAUUAUGAUGGAUUAAAAAGCUAAACUAAGAUCAAAUAUGACAUUGAACUCAGGGGGCUCUAUUUUCGGCUGGCGUUAAGGCGGCGCUAGUGUCAAACGGACGUUCAAUGGCAAUUUCCACAUGUUAAAGCCAGCGCUCAGCUAUUUUCAAACUGUUGCUCAAGGAUUGGUAAUUAACCUGUCUUAUAUCUGCUCGCUUGUGCUCAGAUGCGAGUGGUGUAAAUAUUUGAGGUGUGUCCUUAAAAACAUGAUCCAAAGUGUUAAUUUCAGGCAGCCCUGUUAGGACCAGCCUAUCCAGCUGUGAUGCACACUUCCCAUAUGCGCAUGGAACAAGAGUAAUGUGCUUUUGGUGCCUGUAUACUUCGUAUUUACAAUCAUUAAACCUAUCUUUUUCAUUUUUUGGGUACUUUUAUCCCUUUUUCUCUCCAAUUGGUAGCUAUAGUUUUGUCCCAUUGGGAGAGGCGAAGGUCUAGAGCCAUGUGUCCUCCGAAACACGACCCUGCCAAACCGCACUCCUUCUUGACACACUGCUCGCUUAACCUGGAAGCCAGCCGAACCAAUGUGUCGGAGGAAAUACCAUACAACUGGCGAAAAGUCAGCUUGCAGGCGCCCGGCCCGCCACAAGGAGUCGCUGGAGCGCGAUGGGACAAGGACAUCCCAGCUGGACAAACCCUCCCCUAACCCGGAUGACGCUGGGCCAAUUGUGUGCUGCCUCAUGGGCAGGGACGGCCUGUUCAAUAGGGCGAUAUGGGCGACGCACUGCCAAACGGGAAAAGGAAGGGAUUUUUUUUCUAAUCAAUUAUAUCACGGCAACAGUAGUUAUCAGUGUUCUAAUCUGAUCUGACUGCCACUAAAUGUCAAAUCAGGCUAAAGUCGUGCUUCAAAUGGCCCCGCCCGUUUUUGGGGCGAUUUCAGUCAGGUUGAAAAUCGCCCAGAAGUCUCUCAUAGCCUGUCAUGUAAAAUCUAUUUUUUUCAAAUUUCAAAGCUUUCAAUACAAUCUCUAUGGGUGUCUGUGGGCUUGCACUUACGCACUUUCGUCAUACGUGACGUAACCAUGAACGUAACUAAGAAAAUAGCGGCUAGCAGCGUCUCUGUUGCGACCUGCAGUGUGGCGUUAUCUUAUGUUUUUAAUUUGUACACUUAGUGGCGUUAUUUUAUGUUUUUAAUUUGUACACUUAGUUUACAAACAUUCUGCCAACCAUGGAUUUCCAGUGGUGGGUUUUGGACUGAUCUUGUUGAUCGUGUACAUACCCGCUACGAACGGACUAAAUAAUGAAAACGCUGCUGGCAGCGGAAUCCAAUACAGCUGGGAGACUUGGCUGGAUGACAGAGUCCCGGACAGAGAAGUGGAGCCGGCCGGCUUCACCCUGGUCAGAGCGGACCGCGAUCUGACAGUCACAGGGAAAAUCGAUCCUGGUAAGAGAGCGACUCUGUACCCCCGACAUUGAACUGCUUUCUGUGUCACUGCGACCUUACUAUCUGCCCCGUGAGUUCCCCCAAUUGUUUGUUACCGUUGUGUACUGUUGAUAAUCACAAGUUUACUGGAGAACUGAGACCAAGUAGAGACUUUGGACAGGGUGGAUAUGGUAUAAUAAAGGCAGUUUAUUCAGAGGUAAAGAUAUCUGGAAUCGCGUGCACGGACUCGUUCGUCAAACUAUUAGGGAGCUAUCUGAAGAGAGCCCCGAAAACAUUGUGUGCAGACAUUUUAUACAAUAAAUGAUGUAGGUUGAAUCUAGUAGUUCUGAUCUUCUGAUUGGUCCUGAUGAGUUGGGCGAGGUCCCCUCCACUGUUGCAUUGGCUCUGAGUCGGGUUCUCUGUCUUCAAAUGUUCAGCCUAAAGAGAGGGGAUUUGUGUGUGUGUGUGUGUGUGUGUUUAACAGUGAUGAUGUGUGUGUGUGUGUGUGUUAUCAGUGAUGAUGUGUGUGUGUGUGUGUGUGUGUGUGUGUGUGUCCUCAGAGCAAGAACUUGUGAGUUGGAAGAACUGAGAGACCUAUGGCGUGGGUGUUGUCCUUGGCCACCUGCUGACAAGGCUGACAAGAUAGGACUCUUUUGUCCAUUGUUAUAGGAUAGGAACAGCAUUGAUUGAAAACAAACGCCCAACACAAAAUGGGUCAUGCACAAGAUUUUAGUCAGACCAAGCUAUAACAUUAUAUAUUUACUACGACAGUACAUUCAACCAAAAGCUAAUAUAACAAAGGCAUCAGAGAUUAUUUAUAAUCUGUCACAGAAACUGGAAUCUAUCUCCCCAGAUCAGUCAAUAAAUGCUUCUGGUAUUGACUUAUAUGCUGCCCCUGUCUUCAUGUUGUUGCUGGACAUAUCUUUUUUUAAAUGUGUGUAGGUCACCUAAAUCAUCAGAAAAAUUGCCCCUCCUGAGAAUUUUUUCAGGAGCCGCCACUGCUCAUGGGUCUCCCGGUCACGGCCGGCUGUAAGUGAUGCAGGCCUUAGACCGCUGCGCCACUCAGGAGGCCCCCAUUUUGUUUUAUUUAAUUAAAAACCAAGCAUAGGCUUCCCUCCUCUCAAUGAAGUAUUUUUAUAUAUAUAUAUAAAAAUACUUUUUUUAAUGCAAUUACGAGGUAGUCAAGACUGUCGAUAAAGAGUUUUGCUCGUAAGACCACUUGGAAAUAAAUCUUAAUCACCAAAGCUUUAUUGAUCAAGUUCGAGAGGAGUAAAACAAUGAGCUGACAUUCCCUUUUUAACUAUGUAUUGUAGGCAGGCCCACAUUAUUUUAGCCAUGCAGCUCCCGUUUUGGACGUGAGUAAAACCCCUCCAUGAUGUAGGCUACAUGUGUCAUUGCCCAUCAUUAAACCAGAGAUGAGAACCUCGGUGAAAACCGGUGAAUAUUUUUCCCUGUAACAAUGGCUUGUUUUCCGUUUCAUAUUUUGAAAAAACCCAAGGCCUCCUCGGGCUACACUUACCCUAGGUCUACUAUAAAGAAGGAUGGUUCAACGGCAGUGCGUUGUCAUUUUAAUGAUAUCAUUACAUUUUACAUUUGUUUGUUUAAAAAAAUACAGAUUGCUUGUUUGUCGUUUAAUUUUAUUAAAACCAAACUUAUCAGAAUGUUUCACCAUCCUGGUUUUAUUUAAGGUGAGAACGUCCGUGGUGCUCAUGCAAUGCAACUUCGGGAGAAGUGUGAAUGCGAUCUGACCUGUAAGAUGGUUCCGAUUAUGUUCAUAAAACAUUAUAUUUGGGAGCAGGAUAACAGUGUAGACAUUCUCCCUUUCUCUUUAUAUUGGCUCUUUGUCCAGCUACUGUGAAAAGUUUGGAUGUGCGUAAAACUCUCCUUAGUCUGCGUUGUUUUAAUAUUACAUGCCCACAGGGAGCAAUUAUGGUGCCUGGAAGUGUAUUUAGACACAGCCUAUUUAAAACAAGUUAUUGUUUUGUUUUGUUUCGCUGUCUUUUUAUUCUCUCUCUUUUUAGGCCUUAUCGAUAAUGAACUUAAUCUUGCUUAUCGAUAUUGUUUGGCAUGUCCAUGCUCAGCCAUAAUGCAAUUUACAGUAGGCCUAGCCCAUAUACCAGUGUGAAUACCAUGUAGGCCUAUAUAUUUCCAUAUUGAAGCCAUGCAAUUACUUAGAACAAUGUGGACUACAAACAUGUUCAAUUUAACAUAUUUUGCAAAGAUGGGAUAGGUCUACAUUUAGUUUUUUCAUAUCUGUAAGCUAUUUAACAAACUAUAACUGACUAACAUUGGAACUGGAGUUGAUUCAAAGGCAAUACAUAAAAGACUUGAAGCAACCACAUAUUUAGCCAUGGAGCAGGUUCUGAUUGGCCAGUGAGGGGGUCAAGCCUCUACAACUUAUUUAUUAAUCAAAACCCAGACAUUUAGCACCACCGCCAGCACUGCGCCCAUCAUUCUUGCUUGUGAAAUUAGCAAAAAUAUUUCUGACACACCCUCGAACUGAUAGCGCUACCGCCUGCUCUUAGAUUUACCAUUGCAUUAGGUUUGUUAAAAUAGAGCCCAGGAUCAGUAUUUGACCAGAGAUUGGAAGAGAAGUGUUAGAUGUUUUAUUUGAAGUGGUCAGUGAUAGUGGUGGAUUUGAUCCCCUGCCAGAUAGUUCUAACCAUUUCCUAAUCAGCAGCAGAGACUAGAGCAGUCCUCCCCUCUUGGCACGCUCUUCACUUCUCUGUCACUUUGACACGCCGAAGACUGGACAGAAUACAAGCGAGGGCCAACAGAGCAGCUAUAUUGAUGUAAACCUCAAUAAAUAAGACUCCAUUUUCAAAAGGAGGCAAAAUGUUUUGUUUAUCCCCCCCCCGAAAGUCAGAAAAACACUUUAAGUGUAUUUAGAUGUUAUCCCUUCAGGGCUGAACUAGUUGUGAGAGGGAGGUUUAACUUCAUAUUUGUACAGAAAGGAAAUGUCUUUGAAGCUUGUUAUUAACUGGGAAUUCUGAGAGUCUUAUGAAGGCUCAGAGGUAUCAGGGCCUUAGAUCCUGUUUAAGGAUGUUGGAGCAACAAGAUCUUGACCUACUGUAAUGCAGCACAAUAAAGGAACAUAGCUUACGUUUGCGCCUCUCCUUGGCUGUUUACUGCAUGUUUUGUGUACUAAGACCCCCUCUGCCUCUUUCUCUCUCUCUCUCUCUCUGCAGGUGUUUCAUUCCUAAUAUCUAUGCUGCUCUUAGUACAGCAGCCCUGGUGCCUCUCAUCUGCCUGGUUGGGGUACUGGUGGUGUUUAUCCAUGCCUACCAGGUCACACAGCAGUGGAAGGCCUACGACGACGUGUACCGCGGGCGCACCAACAGCUCAGGUAUAGUACACAGACACACCAAAUCUACCAGCUAUAGGGCAUGGGUUGGAGCAUAGCACCCACCUCCAUGUCCCGAGCAACCAGACCAUGUCAGAACACCUAGCAGACUGCGUCUGUCUGUCUGCUUGUCUGUCUGCCUGUCGGCCUACUGCACUAUUGGAGAACCUGUCCUGUGGUCCUAGUAGUAGUAGUAGUAGUAGUAGUAGUAGUAGUAGUAGUAGUAGUAGUAGUAGUAGUAGUAGUAGUAGUAGUAGUAGUAGUAGUAGUAGUAGUAGUAGUAGUAGUAGUAGUAGUAGUAGUAGUAGUAGUAACACCCCCCCCCCUUCAUGUAGGAGAUACAAUGGCUGACACCCCCCCCCCCUUCAACCUAAUCAGAACUUGUUCAGGCUCUACUCUCCAGCCUUAGGGAAGAUAUCUCAACGGGACAGUGCCUUCUCAUAACAACCAAAUAGGUGUUGUUAACAACAAUAGCAGCAGCGUCUGGCUCCAAGGGGUUUCCUUGAAGAGCAACAGAGUGAGGAGAAGACAGCCUAUAGCAACCAACCUAGCCUCAAGCCUCCACAGAGAGACCUCUAUUCUUCCAUCCCACCCACUCCAGCAACCCCCAGCACAGCCCGCAUGGCUGACCCAUCCACAGAUGGUGGGUAGGAUGUCCUUGUUCCAACGCUCUGUGGUAGGUUCCCUGAAAAGCCUGUGGAGCUUGCUUGUUACAACACACAUCUAAUCCCCAACCCAGGCUGCUGGACUAUUUUUACAAUGGCCUGCAAAUCCACCCCACAUGCACACACACACACACACAAACAGACACGCACACAAAGACUCACACCACUCAUAUCACAAACAAAGCAAACACGCAUCUGAUCAGGCACAAUAGGGCAGCCUUGAUUAAAGCUUUAUGCAACGUGUACUUCAGUGCAAAACACAUACAGUGCAUUCGGAAAGUAAGCACCUCUGGCAGCGAUUACAGCCUUGAGUCUUACGUUUACAUUUUAGUCAUUUAGCAGACGCUCUUAUCCAGAGCGACUUACAGUUAGUGAGUGCAUACAUUUUUCAUACGUCUUCUUGGGUAUGACGCUACAAGCUUGGCACGCCUGUAUUUGCGGAGUUUCUCAAUCUACACACACAUUAUUGUGUGUAGAUUGAUGAGGAAAAUGUUUUAGUUAAUCAAUUUUAGAAUAAGGCUGUAACAUAACAUGGAAGAAGUCAAAGGGUCUGAAUACUUUCCAUACUGUAGGCUACUCACAUACAGAGUGGGUAGAACACAGUUCCUCACAAACAGAACUUAUUCAAUACACCCACAUACAGUGUGUGUACACACACGCAUGCACACACGCCUGUUCAUGCACAAUAUCCCUGGCUUUUGUUUUGGUCCAUCAGUAUCAUUACAUUUUACAUUUUAGUAGACGCUCUUAUCCAGAGCGACUUACAAUUAGCGAGUGCAUACAUUUUUCAUACUGGUCCCCCGUGGGAAUCGAACUCACAACCCAGACGUUGCAAGCGCCAUGCUCUACCAACUGAGCUACAGGAGGCCUCAUGAAUCCAAUCCCUCUCCAUUGUUACUAGGUAUCAGUUUAGACUGGCUGUGUUACUAGGUAUCAGUUUAGACUGGCUGUGUUACUAGGUAUCAGUUUAGACUGGCUGUGUUACUAGGUAUCCGUUCAGACUGGCUGUGUUACUAGGUAUCAGUUCAGACUGGCUGUGUUACUAGGUAUCAGUUUCAGACUGGCUGUGUUACUAGGUAUCGUUCAGACUGGCUGUGGUUACUAGGUAUCAGUUCAGACUGGCUGUGUUACUAGGUAUCAGUUCAGACUGGCUGUGUUACUAGGUAUCAGUUCAGACUGGCUGUGUUACUAGGUAUCAGUUCAGACUGGCUGUGUUACUAGGUAUCAGUUCAGACUGGCUGUGUUACUAGGUAUCAGUUCAGACUGGCUGUGUUACUAGGUAUCAGUUCAGACUGGCUGUGUUACUAGGUAUCGUUCAGUGCGUGACUGGCUUGUACUGCUAGGUAUAGUUCAUAGACUGGCUGUGUUACUAGGUAUCAGUUCAGACUGGCUGUGUUACUAGGUAUCCGUUCAUUAGACUCAGACUGGCUGUGUUACUAGGUAUCAGUUCAGACUGGCUGUGUUACUAGGUAUCAGUUCAGACUGGCUGUGUUACUAGGCAUCAGUUUAUUAGACUCAGACUGGCCGUGUUACUAGGUAUCAGUUCAUUAGACUCAGACUGGCUGUGUUACUAGGUAUCAGUUCAUUAGACUCAGACUGGCUGUGUUACUAGGUAUCAGUUCAUUAGACUCAGACUGGCUGUGUUACUAGGUAUCAGUUCAGACUGGCUGUGUUACUAGGUAUCAGUUCAGACUGGCUGUGUUACUAGGUAUAGGUCAGACUGGCUGUGGUUGCUAGGUAUCAGUUCAGACUGGCUGUGUUACUAGGUAUCAGGUCAGACUGGCUGUGUUACUAGGUAUCAGUUCAGACUGGCUGUGUUACUAGGUAUCAGGUCAGACUGGCUGUGUUACUAGGUAUCAGUUCAUUAGACUCAGACUGGCUGUGUUACUAGGUAUCAGGUCAGACACACCAGGGGAGGGGUAAUGGCAGUACAGUGAUGUCCGUAAACAGGUUUUCAACAGACUCUAAAGCUCCUUAAUUACGCUGGCUGGGAGAGAGAGGCACGGCACACUCUAUUAAAAGCAGCAGACGCAUUGAGAGUGUGUAGGGCACAGACACAGAGGGAGGAGGUGUCCUUGAGGCAUGUGUGUGCACUUGUGUUUGUGCGCUUUUGUGUGUGUGUGGCAACAGAAGGUGACUACAUGCCCCCCCUCCCCCCAACCCCCCCUUUAGAAAAUAGAAAACAUUUCAAGCAAGUGGAAAGAGGUUCAACUUCAUCAAAGGUUUUGCCUUCACCAACCUUCUCAUGAAGGAGGGUGAGACAGAAAAUUUUCACAAAAUUGCCCAUUUCCUGCCCCAGUUUCCCCUCCUCCUACAGCUAAUCCUAGCUUCAGUCCUCCUCAAUGUUGUUUGCCAGUCAGUGCACUCAUCUGGUAUCAUGUUACCACGAUUUCAUCCUAUGUUGAACAAGACCCUCUUUUCAUUCGCAAACACCAUACAAAUAGCAAAUAAAUGCCUUUUUAAACACCAUGCAAAUACAUGCCUGUUCAAACACCAUGCAAAUAGAGGCCUGUUUAAACACCAUGCAAAUACAGGCAUGUUUAAACACCAUGCAAACACAUGCCUGUUAAAACACCAUGCAAAUGCAGGCCUAUUUAAACACCAUUCAAGUACAGGCCUGUUUAAACAGGGCCCUGGAGGGCCACAGUCCUCACAUGCUGGACUGUGGACACAACACAAGGCCUUUUACAUUCUCUCUUGCUUUUUCCCUUGUAGUUGCAUUUCAAUGUUGUGUUUCUCAUUGGAUACAAUUCUAGCAUUUUAGGCUAUAGACUUUCUUCAGUAAGUCCUCUAUUGGGAAAUGACUGUAUGAGGCUGUUCUCUAGGCUCAUCAGUUUCAAGUUUCAAGUUGUAUUAGUUGUAUGUACAGUACCAGUCAAAGGUUUGGACACACCUACUCAUUCAAGGGUUUUUCUUUCUUUUGACUAUUUUUACAUUGUAGAAAAUAGUGAAGACAUCAAAACUAUGAAAUAACACAUAUGGAAUCAUGUUGUAACCAAAAAAGUGUUAAACAUAUCAAAAUAUAUUUUAGAUUCUAGAUUCAUCAAAGUAACCACCUUGGCAUUCUCUCAACCAGCUUCACCUGGAAAGCUUUUCCAACAGUCUUGAAGGAGUUCCAAGGAGCACUUGUUGGCUGCUUUUCCUUCACUCUGCGGUCCAACUUGUUACAGGAGGGGGUCGCAGUUCCGGAGCGACCCACUAGGUGUCCUCCUCCGACAUCCUUAGGCACCUCCUCACUCACAGUCUGGACUAAUCAUGAUCCUAUUGGUGUCACCGGUGUCUACCUGUUCACCUGUGUAUUUAUGCCCUCACUUCCCUGCGUUCCCUUGCUCAGUUUUCUCUGCUAGUUUCUCGAUGCCAAGUAGUACGAAUCAGUGUCUGAUCGUGAGACGUAUGUACAGGUACUUGAGAAGUGUUCUCCCUGUUUCAUUGUUGUUUCAGUCGUAGUAAGUAUUUCGUAUUUUUGCUGUCAGCCUGUUUUUGGAGACCAAUUUGUUCCUCCUUUAUUUUAUCGUGGCAAGUCCGUUAUUUUGUAUCCUGGCUUUGGGACCACCAGUAAAGAUCCUUGUUUCACCAUCUCUGCCUACUGCCUACUGUCUAUCCUGCACCACAUCUGGGUCACACCUCACACCAACCCCCUUACAGAAAACGGAGCCAAUAUGGACCCAGCGGAGGCAGCACAGUAUCGUAGAGCAAUGGCAACGCAGGGAGCUAUGCUGAACCAGCACAACCGCAGCCUGCAGCAGAUCACCGAGAAUCUCUGCCAGCUGACGAUCGCAGUGCAGAGCCGGGUGGACACCCGACCAGCCCCGGCAUCCGGUGGAGCGGAAGCCGCAGCAGCGGCGUCUCCAGUCUCGCCUGCGACAUCGCGGGAACCCCAACUACCACCUCUGGUAAGGUACGACGGACGUCUAGAGGGCUGCAGGGAAUUCCUUACCCAGUGUUCCCUGGUAUUCAGCCUACAACCCUCCUCCUUCCCGAUGGAGCAGGGCAGGGUGGCCUACAUUAUCACUCUGUUGAUGGGUCAGGCCCUUUCCUGGGCUACCGCGGAGUGGGAGAGCCAAACUCUGGUGUGCACCGACUCCUACCAAUUCACCUGGGAGCUACGCAAGGUGUUCGAUACCUCUCGGGUGGUGUCGGGGCACGAGGACGGGAGGCGGCUCACGGCCUGUCGGCAGGGUGACCGUUCGGUGGCGGACUACUCCGUGGAGCUCCGGACCCGGACUCGAGAGGCAGGAUGGGAGGAGGUCGCCCUGGUCGUCCUUUACUCGCAUGGGCUAUCGGAGGGGAUGAAGGACGAUCUCUCCCUCAGGGAGCUGCCUGAGCGACUUGACGGCCUCGUCGAGCUCUCGGUGCGGGUAGACAAUCAGCGUUGUGAAAUGGCGCACGAGAGAGGGAUGACGCAAGGCGCGCCUCCGCGUCCCCCUAUCAGCCCGGAUACUUUCCACCGAUUCAGGGAGGAGAAGCCUAAGGGGGAGGCUAUGCAGCUGGGUGCGGCGCACUUGUCCAGGAUGGAGGCCAGGGACAUUGCCUGUACUGCGGCCAGGCAGGUCACCACUGCGACUCAUGCCCGUAAAAGCCGGGAAACGGGAGGGCUCGUUAAUAUCGGGAGGGGUGCUAGCGAGCGGAACCGAAACCCCAACUCCAGAGACUCCCAGACUUUUCUCACCGUCAGGGUUCAGUGGGCCCGCGUCAGGUGCAUGCACUGGUGGAUUCGGGGGCCGCGGGAAACCUGAUGGACGCAGGGCUGGCCCAAGGGUGGAGUGUUCCGUUACUCUCCCUCUCCGAGCCGGGUUCAGGUCAUUGGCCUGGACGGGCAGCCGUUGGGUUCGGGCUUCAUCACCCGGCGCACUGUCCCCGUGAGUGUCCGGGUGGCAGGGGGGCUAUGGGAGGAUAUCCAGUUUUUCAUUGUGGACUCUCCGGAGUGUCCCCUUGUCCUCGGGCACCCCUGGCUGGUCGCACACAAACCCCGGAUAGACUGGUACAUGGCUGUUCCGGUCUCCACCGACCACUCAUCAGAACCGCUACCCACUCCCCCUGAUGACGACGGGAUUCGAGUUUUUGCAGGGAGCCCGGUCUUCACCAAGCUGGACUUACGAAAUGCCUACAACCUGGUGAGGAUUCGGGAGGGGGACGAGUGGAAGACGGCUUUUAACACACCCAGUGGGAAUUACGAGUACUAAGUCAUGCAGUUUGGUCUAGCCAACAUGCCUGCGGUGUUCCAGGUGUUGGUCAAUAACGUGCUCCGGGACCUCCUCGACUACAGUGUCUUCGUGUAUUUGGAUGUCAUCCUAAUAUUUUCAAGGACAUGAGUGAACACCAGCAGCACGUUUGGCAGGUCCUCCAAUGCCUUCUCCGUCACCAGCUCUACGUCAAGGUGGAGAAGUGCAUGUUCCACACAGAGACAAUCUUCUUCCUGGGGUUCAUCAUCACCAAGGGGGACCUACGGAUGGACCCAGCCAAGGUCAGCGCUGUACUGGAUUGGCCCCAGCCCUCCUCCCUCAAGCAACUGCAACGGUUUUUAGGGUUAACUUAUUUUUAUAGACGAUUUAUUCGCAAUUUUAGCUCCCUAGCCGCUCCCCUGACAGCCCUCACCCAGACAAGCAUGCGCUCCUUUGCCUGGACCCCAGAAGCGGGGAACACAUUCGAUGCGAUUAAGCAGCGCUUUACAUCGGCCCCGGUCCUAGGGCAUCCUGAUCUGUCCCCGUCGUUCAUUGUGGAGGUGGAUGCUUCAGACGUUGCGGUGGGAGCAAUCCUGUCCCAGCGGUUCCUCAUGGAUCGUAAGACUGACCCCUGCUCGUUUUUCUCCCGUCGGCUGUCCCCGGUGGAGUGGAAUUAUGAUGUGGGGAACCGUGAGCUGCUAGCGGUCAAGCUCGCCCUGCGAGAGUGGAGGCAUUGGCUAGAGGGGGCCGUCCAUCCGUUCAUCAUAUGGACUGACCAUAAGAACUUAGCCUACAUUCAGGGGGCCAAGAGGCUCAAGUCGCGCCAGGCCAGGUGGGCGUUGUUCUUCACCAGGUUCCGGUUCAUGAUCUCAUACCAUCCGGGGUCAAAGAACACCAAGCCUGAUGCGCUCUCCCAGCAGUUUGACCCCAUGGACCUGGGGACGACCCCAUUGUCCCCAAAGCCCUGAUUGCUGCCCCAGUUUCGUCGGGAAUUGAUAGGCUGGUCAGAGCAGCGCUACGGCAGGUGCCCGAUCCGGGCGGAGGUCCAUCGGGAGGAUGUACAUACCCAAGGCUGCGUGCUCAUGACUGCUUCAGUGUGCGCAUGCGUCCGACCUCACUAGCCAUCCGGUGGGCGCCAGGAUGUUGGAGUUCCUGCGUAAGAGGUUCUGGUGGCCAUCAACUGAGGGGGAUACACAUGCCUUCGUGGCUGCUUGCCCGGUGUGCGCACGCACGAAGAGCUCACAUCAGCCUGCGGCAGGGCUGCUCCGACCCCUGCCUAUCCCCAAGCGCCCCUGGUCCCACAUCUCGCUGGAUUUCAUUUCAGCCCUACCCCCCUUUGAUGGAUACACAGUCAUCCUGGUCAUUGUGGACCGGUUUUCCAAGGCUGCCCACUUCAUUCCUCUUCUCAAACUCCCGUCGGCCCGGGAGACGGCUAAAUCGUCCUCCGCCCACGCCUCCGCCCACGCCAGUCGCUGACUCCACGUAGCUGGGUUGCUGGAGGCGUAGCACCUCAGCAACCCAGCAACAUGGAGUCAGCGACUGGCGUGGGCGGAGGAUGCCCACAACACCCUUCUCUGCUCGUCCACCAGCUUUUCCCCCUUCCAGUGACAAUACGGGUACCAACCCCCCCUAUUCCCCGAGCAAGAGGAGAAGGCGGAGGUCCCGUCGGUCCAGGCCCACAUCAGUCGCUGUUGCCGCACCUGGAGGCAGGUACGGGUGGCACUUAAGCGGGCCUCGGUCAGGUCUCAACAUCAGGCCAACCGCAGGCGUUGCCGGCCCCGGUUUUUUGCCCGGGACAGAGGGUGUGGCUCUCCACGUGGGAUCUUCCCCUCCACGUCGAGUCCAGGAAGCUGUUCCCCCGGUUCGUCGGGCCAUUCAGAGUGGUCCGGCGAGUCAACCCAGUGGCCUACCACCUGCAACUUCCCCCCCCCAUUCGGGUGCAUCCCACGUUCCAUAUGUCCCUCCUCAAGCCCGUUGCCACCUGUCCCCUGGCUCCCCCUCCUCAUCCUGUUCCCCCGCUGCGCCUCGUCGGAGGGAAGCCGGCUUUUACUGUGGUCCGGAUCCGAUUUCUGGUGGACUGGGAGGGUUAUGGGCUGGAGGAGCGGUCCUGGGUGCCCAGGAGGGACAUUCUGAACCCAGGGCUGAUGACAAUAUUCCGUCGCUUCCACCCGGAGGCACCGAGGUGAACGGCUGUUCGUCGGGGGGGGGGGUGCACUGUUACAGGAGCGGGUUGCAGUUCCGGAGUGACCCACUAGGUGUCCUCCUCCGACAUCCUUAGGCACCUCCUCACUCACAGUCUGGACUAAUCAUGAUCCUAUUGGUGUCACCUGUGUCUACCUGUUCACCUGUGUAUUUAUGCCCUCACUUCCCUGCGUUCCCUUGCUCAGUUUUCUCUGCUAGUUUCUCGAUGCCAAGUAGUACGAAUCAGUGUCUGAUCGUGAGACGUAUGUACAGGUACUUGAGAAGUGGUCUCCCUGUUUCAUUGUUGUUUCAGUCGUAGUUAGUAUUUCGUAUUUUUGCUGUCAGCCUGUUUUUGGAGACCAAUUUGCUCCUCCUUUAUUUUAUUGUGACAAGUCCGUUAUUUUGUAUCCUGGCUUUGGGACCACCAGUAAAGAUCCUUGUUUCACCAUCUCUGCCUACUGCCUGCUGUCUAUCCUGCACCGCACCUGGGUCACACCUCACAACAACCCUUACACCAACUCAUCCCAAACCAUCUCAAUUGGGUUGAAGUUGGGUGAUUGUGGAGACCAGGUUAUCUGAUGCAGCACUCCAUCACUCUCCUUCUUGGUCAAAUAGCCCUUACACAGCCUGGAGUUGUGUUUUGGGUUAUUGUCCUGUUGAAAAACAAAUUAUAGUCCCGCUAAGCGCAAACCAGAUGGGAUGGCAUAUCGCUGCAGAAUGCUGUGGUUGCCAUGCUGGUUAAGUGUGCCUUGAAUUCAGUCGGAACCACACAUGCAGUGAUCAUCCGUUCACUUACUCUGCGUCUCACAAAGACACAGCUGUUUGAACCAAAUAUCUCAGAUUUGGACUCAUCAGACCAAAGGGAAGAUUUCCACCGGUCUAAUGUUCAUGGCUCAUGUUUCUUGGCCCAAGCAAGUCUCUUCUUCUUAUUGGUGUCCUUUAGUAUUGGUUUCUUUGCAGCAAUUCGACCAUGAAGGCCUGAUUCACACAGUCUCCUCUGAACAGUUGAUGUUGAGAUGUGUCUGUUACUUGAACUCUGUGAAGCAUUUAUUUGGGCUGCAAUCUGAGGUGCAGUUAACUCUAAUGAAAUUAUCCUCUGCAGCAGAGGUAACUCUGGGUCUUCCUUUCCUGUGGCUUUCCUCAUGAGAGCUAGUUUCAUCAUAGCGCUUGAUGGUUUUUGCGACUGCACAAAGUUUUUGAAAUGUUUCGGAUUGACUGACCUUCAUGUCUUAAAGUAAUGAUGGACUGUCAUUUCUCUUUGCUUGUUUGAGCUGUUCUUGCCAUAAUAUGGACUUGGUCUUUUACCAAAUAGGGCUAUCUUCUGUAUACCACCACUACCUUGUCACAACACAACUGAUUGGCUCAAAUGUAUUAAGAAGGAAAGAAAUUCCACAAAUUAACUUUUAACAAGGCACACCUGUUAAUUGAAAUGCAUUCCAGGUGACUACCUCAUGAAGCUGGUUGAGCGAGUGUGCAAAUAUGUAAUCAAUGCAAAGGGUGGCUACUUUGAAGAAUCUCAAAUAUAGAAUAUAUUUUGAUUUGUUUAACACUUUUUUGGUUACUACAUGAUUCCAUAUGUGUUAUUAAAUAGUUUUUAUGUCUUCACUAUUAUUCUACAAUGUAGAAAAUAGUAAGAAUUAAGAAAACCCCUGGAAUUAGGUGUGUCCAAACUAUUGACACACAUGGUAUACACCGUCCAACAAAAUUCUUACUUGCAGUUUCCUUCUAGACAAUGCAACAACAAUAAGAAAUAAUAAAAGGUAAGAAUACAAACAUAAAGUAAAUGGCUCAGUAGAAUAUAAUAAACAUUUUAGCAUAAUACAAGAAGGCACAAUUUACACAUGUUUUGGGGAAGGAGGCAUUGGGGGUCAAGUGUUUAAAUUGUGCAGUAUUUAGCAAUCAUAAUAAUAGUCUGGUAGCAGUGUGUGUGUGUGUGUGUGUGUGUGUGUGUGUGUGUGUGUGUGAGUGAGUGAGUGCAUGUGUGCUAAGGUGCGGAGAGUCAGUGCAGGUGGUCAGUCCAGUUGAAGUGUUCAGCAGUCUGAUGGCUUGUAGAAAGAAACUGUCUCUGAGCCUGUUGGCAUCAGACCUCAUGCUCCAAUACCGUCUGCCAGACGUUCAGGGAGAGAACAGCUCGUGGCUGGGGUGUGUGGGGUCCUUGAUGAUCCUGCAGGCCAUCCUCAUACACCAUUUCAAGUAGAUGUCCUGGAUGGGUGAUCUGGGCCAUCUUCACCCGCUGUAGGGCCUUGCGGUUGUGGACGGAGCAAUUCUCGUACCAGGCUGUGAUGCAACCGGUCAGGACGCUCUCAAUGGUGCAGCGGUAGUAUUUGGAGAGGACCCGGGGUGGCAUGCCGCCUUAGGAAGUAGAGACGCUGUUGUGCCCUCUUGACAAGUGUAGUGGUGUUGUUGGUCCAUGUCAAGUCCUCGGUGAUGUAGACGCUGAGGAACUUAAAACUGCUGACUCUCUCUGCUGUAGUCCCGUUGAUGUGGCUCAUCAGGAUUUGGCCAUGGAGAAUUGACGUGACAAAGUAGCUGCAGGCUCCACUACAAACACACACAGGGCACGUCCCAAAUGGCACCCUAUUCCCUAUAGAGUUAUAUUGUAUGCAAUAAAAAGGGGAGGGGAAUUAUAUUAUUUUAUACUAAUACAAUCGCUCAGAGAAAUAGAUUUUGUUCAACAAACAAUACUUUUUUUCUCAAAAAGCUAGGUGUCAAAAUUAUUCACAACCCUGUUUUCAAUACCUCACCUUGCGAGGAUAACGGCACUGCGCCUUUUUCUAAAAUGUUUUAUGAGAUUGGAGAACACAUUGGGAGGGAUCUUAGACCAUUCCUCCAUACAGAAUCCUUCCAGAUCCUUGAUAUCCUUCGUCUGCGCUUAUGGACUGCCCUCUUCAAUUCAAACCACAGGUUUUUUAAUUUGUGGCUUUGUGGAUUUUGUUGUGUGCUUGGGCGGAAGUGGAUCUUCCAGCAAGACAAUAACCCCAAGUUUCAGCCUCCUGGCAGAGGCAAUCAGGUUUUUGGGAAAAAUGUCCUGGUACUGGGUAAAGUUCAUGAUGCCAUUGACCUUAACAAGAACCCCAGGACCAGUGGAAGCAAAAUAGCCUCAUAACAUCAACAUUAAUAUUUGACAUUAUGUAUGGGGUUAUUUUCUGCUUAUGCAUUCUCAUUUCGACGUAAAACCCACCACCGGUGUGUGUGGCCAAAGAGCUCUAUUUUCAUGUCAUUUGACCAAAGCACCGGUUCCAAUCCAAGUGCCAUUUGGCAUUUACAUUUGUUUGAAUUGUAUUAGUAUAAAAUAAUAUAAUUUCCUUUUUUUUUGUUGCAUGCAAUAUAGCUCAGUAUUUGAAUUAUUUAUUUUAUACAGUCAUUUUUUCUCGUGUUUAUCAAGGGUGUCAAAAAUGUCAGAACCCACUGUAUAUCAAGACGCCCUUAUUGCUGUGCCACAGUCCUGAGUCACCAGACAAGAUGUACCUUUGAUGCAAUGACCAGUGUGCACCUUUAAUUGUCAACAUAUUGUGCUCUGGCUUUAUGACAGUGCUCCAUGACUGCACUUUGAACUUCAACAGGAGCCUGCCAAGAAUGAGAAAAUAAACAGAUAAAUGCUAGAUGGGAUUAUGUGUACAGUACGUUGAUAGCAGCACAAGCACGUGUGCUUGUUUUGUCCUUGAACUUCUGAGUUCGGGGGUGUGUUCAUUAGUGCAUACAGUAGCGAAACGUUUUGCAACAGAAAACGUUUUGCCACAGAAAAAUAGCGUUUCUUAUUGGACAAGUUCAAUUUAGUUUCCCACUUGUUUCCGUUUGUUUUCUAGUGAAUACACCCCAUAUGAGUCUGGGUCUGUUCAUUGCCUUAUUGCUCUGCACAGUGCUGUUCUCCACUGUGUUAUGUUGUGCCGUGCUACUGCGCUAAUCUGAGUCUUCACCACUUUCUCCUUUCUCCUCUUCAUCACCUCUCCAUAUCACAAACCUAACGCACACACACACACACACACACACAGACUCUCACACACACUCAGGUGCAGGUCAUUUUAUAGAGUCUGACUAAAAUAUUUCCAAUCAACAUGCUACAGCUUUUUUUGAGAUGCAUGCAUUUCAAUGCUAUCCACCAAAUUAAACAUGUAUACGUCACUGCCAUUGAUAUUCACGCUCUUUUGUUCUGAGUGUGUUUUGGAGGUUAGUCUCAUGCAGUGCCUUUUGGGACCAGAUGCAAUUUGGAAAAGAGCGGUUGCUUUCUGGGGCCCACUCAACAGCCCUGUCAUUGUGUAGUUGCUCUUUGUGCUCCCUGUGGCUAACACGCUAGGUAUUAAUGAGCACAGAGUCAAAAUACAUUCUCUCUCUCUCGCUCUCUCUCUCCAUAUCUUCCUCCCUCACUCUUUCCCCCUCUCUCUCUCUCCCUCGCUUCCUCUCUCUCACGCUUACUAUAUCUCUAUCUCUCUCAAAUCAAUUAAUCUCUCGCUCUAUUAUCGUUACAUUUCUCUCAUCUCUAAUCGAUUCCUAUUCCUCUUUUAUAUAUAUCUAUAUUUAUUAUCAUAGCUUCAUUAUAACUCUUAUACGGCAUUAUAUCUCCUUCUCUAUAGCUAUAUCUAUAGCAGACAUAGCUCUAUCAUCUUAUUACUUAUAUCUAUUAUCUAGAGCUUCUUUAAUAUCUGUUAUCUCUUAUAUCUCUAAUAUCUUUCUCUAUCUAUCAUAUUCUAUAUCUCUCAUCUCUCAUCGCGUCAUUUCCUAUCUCUCUCUACUCUCUAUCUUCAUAUCUUCUCUUCACUUCUCUAUCUCUUUAAUCUUAUCUUUCUCUCUAUCGUCUCUCUCUCUAUCUCUCGCUUCUUCAAUCGAUUCCUCGCUUAUCUCUAUCUCUACUAUAGCUACGAUAGAAUAUCUAUCUCGCUUUUCUAUAUUUUUUUUUUUUUUUUUUUUUUUUUUUUUUUUUUUUAUUUUCUUUCUUCUCUCUAUCUUCCUCUUCUUCUCUCUCUCUAUCCUCUCUCUCUUCCUCAUCUCAUUCCUCUUUCGCAUUCUCUCUUUAUCUUACUUUGCUAAAACUCUCUUAUUCUUCAUGUUCGCUUCCUCUCUCUCUUCUAUCACCGAUCUAAUCUCUCUGCCUUCCUCUCUCCUUCCUCCUUCCUCUUCUACCUCUUAUCAAUUCACGCUUCCUUUCCUCUGCUUCUUUAUCUAACUUCAAUCGCUCCUCUUCCCAUUCUCCUCUCUCUCUUCACCUUUUUCCUUCAACGUUCAUCUCAUCUUCUUCAUUAUUUUAUGUUCCUCUUUAUUUUCUCUUUCUUCAUCUCUUUCUAAUUCUCUUUCUCUUUCAUCGUUCUUUCCUCUUAUCUCUCUCUCUCUUCAUCACUUCCUCUUCCACUCUCUCUAUCUCUUCAUCGCUUCCUUCACUCUCUCUCCUUCUCUAUAUACUCUACUAUUAAAUCCCAUUCCUAUUCUCUUCUCUCUAAUCUCUCUCUUCUACGCUUCUCUUCCUCUAUCUCUCCUCAGCUCGCUUCCUCUCUCUCUCUCUUCAUUGCUUCAUCUUCCUCUCUCUCUCUCUCUCUCUCUCUCUCUCUCUUUCUCUUCAUCGCUUCUCUUUCUCUCUCUCUCUCUUCAUCGCUUCCUCUUCCUCUCUCUCUCUCUCUCUCUCUCUCUUUCUCUCUCUCUCUAUGUAUUGAUGCGCUGCACCUUUUAAUGACUCAGCCCUCUCCUGGCUCCUGAAUGAGAGUUCUUGUUUUGUUUGUCGCCCUAAUUAAUAGUCUGCAUAAGAGAUGGAGGGUCAAAGAUGAGGUUCAGGCCUGCUAAUAUGGAUGAUGUUCAGACCUGCUGCUAUAGAGGUUCAGGCCUGCUAAUAUAGAGUUUCAGGCCUGCUAAUAUAGAGGUCCAGGCCAACUAAUAUAGAUGAGGUGCAGGCAUGCUAAUAUAGAUGAGGUUUAGGCAUGCUAAUAUAGAUGAGGUUUAGGCAUGCUAAUAUAGAUGAGGUUCAGGCAUGCUAAUAUAGAGGUCCAGGCCUACUAAUAUAGAUGAGGUGCAGGCAUGCUAAUAUAGAUGAGGUUUAGGCAUGCUAAUAUAGAUGAGGUUUAGGCAUGCUAAUAUAGAUGAGGGUCAGGCCUGCUAAUAUAGAGGUCCAGGCCUACUAAUAUAGAUGAGGUGCAGGCAUGCUAAUAUAGAUGAGGUUUAGGCAUGCUAAUAUAGAUGAGGUUUAGGCAUGCUAAUAUAGAUGAGGUUCAGGCCUGCUAAUAUAGAGGUCCAGGCCUACUAAUAUAGAUGAGGUGCAGGCAUGCUAAUAUAAAUGAGGUUUAGGCAUGCUAAUAUAGAUGAGGUUCAGGCCUGCUCUGAGAAGGUUUCUAUCCCAGUGCUCAGCCAGUCUGUCUGUCUGUCUGUCUGUCUGUCUGUCUGUCUGUCUGUCUGUCUGUCUGUCUGUCUGUCUGUCUGUCUGUCUGUCUGUCUGUCUGUCUGUCUGUCUGUCUGUCUGUCUCUCUGUCUGUCUGCCUGCCUUUCUGCCCGUCCGUCCAUCCUCUGUCUGUCUGUCUGUCUGUCUGUCUGUCUGUCUGUCUGUCUGUCUGUCUGUCUGUCUGUCUGUCUGUCUGUCUGUCUGUCUGUCUGUCUGUCUGUCUGUCUGUCUGUCUGUCUGUCUGUCUGUCUGUCUGUCUGUCUGUCUGUCUGUCUGUCUGUCUGUCUGUCUGUCUGUCUGUCUGUCAGUCAGUCAGUCAGUCAGUCAGUCAGGGCCCGAGUCUGACAGGGUUAGGGGUACGGGUACGAUGUGCCAUAUCCUGUCCAGUAUAUCAUCUCCCUGGUAUAUCAUCACCCUGUUAUAUCAUCUCCCUGGUAUAUCAUCACCCUGUUAUAUCAUCACCCUGGUAUAUCAUCACCCUGUUAUAUCAUCACCCUGGUAUAUCAUCACCCUGUUAUAUCAUCACCCUGGUAUAUCAUCUACCUGGUAUAUCAUCUACCUGGUAUAUCUCUGCCUCCUAUUUGUUUUGGUCGGUUCUGUCCUGAUAAAAAGUGGGUUACCAGGACCACUCACUUUUAGGUCCCACCAGCAUGUGUAGGGACUACUUAGAGCCCAGUCUUAGCUGAGCACUUGGCACAGCGUCCAGUCAGUGGGUGUGUGCAUUCGUUUGUGGGUGUAGGAGUGUGUUUGUGCGUGAAGACAGGUUUACUGUACGAGGCAGCCCUGUGCCAGGAUCUGUGACCUACAGUAAAGCCUCCUGAUUAAGAGAGGCUUCAUUAAUCAGCCCUAAGGUCCUGGUCUGCUGCCUGCUGCCCCGGGCCCAGCUCACUACACUAUGAUGGGCCACAGCCCAGAGCCAAGCCUGGACAGAGAGCAGAGAUCAUUUAGGACACUCUGAACUUUUGGAAAAACUCCCAAUUUAUUACAUUUACAUUUACAUUUUCGUCAUUUAGCAGACGCUCUUAUCCAGAGCGACUUACAAAUUGGUGCAUUCACCUUAUGAUAGCCAGUGGGACAACCACUUUACAAUGUAUCAUAUAUUUUGUUUUAUUUUUUUUGUUUGGGGGGGGUGGGGGAGGGGGAGGGUAGAAGGAUUACUUUUAUCCUAUCCCAGGUAUUCCUUAAAGAGGUGGGGUUUCAAGUGUCUCCGGAAGGUGGUGAGUGACUCCGCUGUCCUGACGUCGUGAGGGAGCUUGUUCCACCAUUGGGGUGCCAGAGCAGCGAACAGUUUUGACUGGGCUGAGCGGGAACUGUGCUUCCGCAGAGGUAGGGGGGCCAGCAGGCCAGAGGUGGAUGAACGCAAUACCCUCGUUUGGGUGUAGAGACUGAUCAGAGCCUGAAGGUACGGAGGUGCCGUUCCCCUCACAGCUCCGUAGGCAAGCACCAUGGUCUUGUAGCAGAUGCGGGCUUCAACUGGAAGCCAGUGGAGUGUGCGGAGGAGCGGGGUGCCGUGAGAGAACUUGGGAAGGUUGAAAACCAGACGGGCUGCAGUGUUCUGGAUGAGUUGUAGGGGUUUAAUGGCACAGGCAGGGAGCCCAGCCAACAGCGAGUUGCAGUAAUCCAGACGGGAGAUGACAAGUGCCUGGAUUAGGACCUGUGCCGCUUCCUGUGUAAGGUAGGGUCGUACUCUGCGAAUGUUGUAGAGCAUGAACCUACAGGAUCGGGUCACCGCUUUGAUGUUAGCGGAGAACGACAGGGUGUUGUCCAGGGUCACGCCAAGGUUCUUUGCACUCUGGGAGGAGGACACAACGGAGUUGUCAACCGUGAUGGCGAGAUCAUGGAGCGGGCAGUCCUUCCCCGGGAGGAAGAGCAGCUCCGUCUUGCAGAGGUUCAGCUUGAGGUGAUGAUCCGUCAUCCACACUGAUAUGUCUGCCAGACAUACAGAGAUGCGAUUCGCCACCUGGUUAUCAGAAGGGGGAAAGGAGAAGAUUAAUUGUGUGUCGUCUGCGUAGCAAUGAUAGGAGAGACCAUGUGAGGAUAUGACAGAGCCAAGUGACUUGGUGUAUAGAGAGAAUAGGAGAGGGCCUAGAACUGAGCCCUGGGGGACACCAGUGGUGAGAGCACGUGGUGUGGAGACAGAUUCUCGCCACGCCACCUGGUAGGAGCGACCUGUGAGGUAGGACACAAUCCAAGAAUGAGCCGCGCCGGAGAUGCCCAACUCGGAGAGGGUGGAGAGGAGGAUGGUGUCCUACCUCACAGGUCGCUCCUACCAGGUGGCGUGGCGAGAAUCUCCAUACUGGUUCACAGUAUCAAAGGCAUUAUGAUUGUCAUAGGUUAGAAUAUAAUGUAUUUAAUUCUAAGAAUGAUGUCAUUAUAUUCUAUAUGAAUCUCUGUGUGUGUGUGUGUGUGUGUGUAUGUGUGUGUGUGUGUGUGUGUGUGUGUGUGUGUGUGUGUGUGUGUGUGUGUGUGUGUGUGUGUGUGUGUGUGUCUAUGCGUAUGUACGUGUGUGUCUUUAUGUCUGUGUGUUUGUCCCUUUGUGUGUUAACUGUGUAUUAGGCUAAGUCUGCCCUGUUGUGUGUGUUUCAGAGGUGCCCAUGGUGCUGUACCUGUUUGCCCUGGUGUCCCUGGUGUGGCUGUGGGCAGGAAUACACAUGGCCUACAGAUACCUGUGGAUGCUCAUCCUCCACGUCAUCUUCAACCUCUUGCUGGUAAGAUAUCUUCAUCAUCAUCAUUGUGUGUGUCAAUCAGAAAGACUUGUUUUAGUGUCUUAUUGACUCUCUAUUUCUGUCAAAACUGAAGGAAAAUCUGUCUUAGUUUUGUAAAUGUUACAACAGCGCUCCAGCAACUUCCUAGAUACUUGAGAGCCCAGAUGUAUGUGUAGACAUUGGCGUAAUAACUCUCUUCAGGUUCAGUAAUAGCCUCUCUCCUUAUCGUAGCUCAUAGCUCUCUGAAGGCACACCUGUACUAUGUAUUGACCCUUAAAGAGACACACAAACACACACACACACACACACACACACACACACACACGAGGGGCCCAACAGUGCAGUGGCUUAAAGGGAUACUUUGGGAUUUUGGCAAUGAGGCCCUUUAUCUACUUCCCCAGAGUCAGAUGAACUCGUGGAUACCAUUUUUAUGUCUUUGCUUGCGGUUUGAAGGAAGUUGCUAACUUGUGAAAUUGCUAACUAGCGUUAGCACAAUGACUGGAAGUCUAGCUAGCAGAUACCCAUAGACUUCAAGGUCAUUGUGCUAACGCUAGUUAGCAUUGGCUCACGAAACUACCUCUAACUUCCUUCAUACUGGACACAGAGACAUAAAAAUGGUAUUCACAAGUUCAUCUGACUCUGGGGAAGUAGAUAAAGGCCAAAAUCCCGAAAUCCCCUUUAAGCCACUGCACUGUUGGGCCCCUCGCGUGCGUGUGCGUGCAUGUGUGUCUAUUGAUGUGUGUGUGCGUGCACGUGUAUUGAUGUGUGUGUGUGUGUGCUUGCCUGAGUGUGUGUGUGAUGAAGGGUGUUCAAAGUUGCCUUUGAAGCCAACCUUUUGAUGUCUGUCCCUGACAGUGUGAGCUCUUCUUGAGUGAAGAUAGCAUGAGGCCAGACCACUCUCUCAGUACAGAGUGGGAAUGCAUUGUCACAACGGCUGAUGUAGAUGUGGUGAAGGAGUCAAACGCAGACACAGAAGCUAAGUCCAAUACUUUACUGAACACGACCACAAAUAUACAAAACACUGGCCUCAAAACAAACAAGAGGCGGACGAUGCGCAACAAUGCGCAAAAUGCUAGUAUUCCAAGGCGCACGAAAACAGUACAGUGCGACGACAGGGAAAACAACAAACAAACAACGAGCCGACCUGAUGACAGGCGAACAAUAACACACAACACAAAACUAACCAAACGGGAAACUUAUAGAGGACAUAAUCAACUAAACAGGACACAGGUGUACACAAUCAGACAAAACCAACAGACAGCGAAAACAUGAAACGGUGAUAGCUAGUACUCCGGGGACGACGACCGCCGAAGCCUGCCCGAACAAGGAGGAGGAGCAGCCUCGGCCGAAACCGUGACAGUACCCCCCCUUGACGCGCGGCUCCAGCCGUGCGCCGACCCCGGCCUCGGGGACGACCAGGAGGACGCGGAGCAGGGCGCGUAGGAUGACUACGGUGGAACUCAGUCAGGAGAGACGGGUCUAGGAUGUCUCUCCUCGGCACCCAGCACCGUUCCUCCGGACCGUACCCCUCCCACUCCACGAGAUACUGGAGAUCCCCAUCCGACGUCUUGAGUCCAAGAUGGCCCGAACUGUGUACGCCGGAGCCCCCUCGAUGUCAAGUGGGGGCUGAGCUUUUUGGAGUAAAAAGCACAGGGGCGGAGUUUAGGUGGCUUGCCGGACCGUUGCGAAAGUACGGCCCCAAUACCGGCCUCUGAUGCGUCAACCUCUACCUGAAAUGGUAAAGAGGGAUCCGGAUGCGCCAGCACCGGAGCCGAAGUAAACAGGUCCUUCAGUCUCCCAAAAGCCCUGUCCGCCUCGGCUGACCACUGCAGACGCACGGGACCCCCCUUCAACAGAGACGUUAUGGGAGCUGCCACCUGUCCAAAACCCCGGAUAAACCUCCGGUAGUAAUUUGCAAACCCCAAAAACCGCUGCACCUCUUUAACAGUGGUUGGAGUUUGCCAAUUACGCACGGCUGACACACGGUCUACCUCCCUCUUCACCCCUGACGCAGACAACUGAUAACCCAAAAAGGAGAUCGACUCCUGGAAAAACAGACAUUUCUCUGCCUUGACAUACAGGUCGUGCUCCAACAGCCUCCUCAACACUUGACGCACCAGGGCUACAUGCUCGGCUCGGUUGGAAGAGUACACAAGUAUGUCAUCAAUGUACAUGACCACACCCUGCCCCUGCAUGUCCCUGAAAAUCUCAUCUACGAAGGAUUGGAAGACUGAAGGAGCGUUCAUCAACCCGUAUGGCAUGACGAGAUACUCAUAAUGAUCUGAGGUGGUACUAAAUGCUGUCUUCCAUUCAUCGCCCCCUCUAAUGCGCACCAAGUUGUAUGCGCUCCUGAGAUUUAGUUUUGUGAAGAAACGCGCCCCGUGCAAUGACUCAGUCAUAGUCGCAAUCAGCGGGAGUGGAUAACUGUAUUUCACCGUGAUCUGAUUGAGACUACGGUAAUCAAUGCACGGGCGCAAACCUCCAUCCUUCUUCUUCACAAAAAAGAAGCUUGAGGACGCAGGGGAAGUGGAUGGCCGUAUGUAUCCUUGUCUCAGAGAUUCAGCUAUGUAAGUCUCCAUAGCUCUCUUCUCCUCCUGAGACAGAGGAUACACAUGGCUCCGUGGAAGCGCUGCUCCUGCCUGGAGGUCUAUCGCACAAUCUCCCUGCCUAUGGGGAGGCAACUGCGUCGCCCUCGAUUUACUGAACACGAUUGCCAAAUCCUCAUACUCGGGGGGAAUGUGCAGUGCGGGCACCUGGUUUGGACUCUCCACCGAGGUCGCCCCCACGGAAACACCUAGACAUCGCCCCACACACUGGGCAGACCACUCCUUAAGAGCCCUCUCUUGCCACGAAAUAGACGGAUUAUGGGUAAUCAACCAGGGGUGCCCCAACACCACCGGAUACGCAGGAGAGUCAAUCAGAUAUAGCUGAAUAGUUUCCUCAUGACCCCCCUGCGUCCUCAUCCUAAGUGGCGCAGUAACCUCCCUAAUCAACCCCGAUCCCAAGGGACGGCUGUCUAAAGCAUGGACAGGAAAUGGGGCGUCGACCAGAAGAAGGGGAAUCCCUAGUUUUAAACAAAAAUGUCGAUCAACAAAAUUCCCAGCUGCGCCUGAAUCGACUAGCGCCUUAUGCUGGGAAUGAGGUGCAACCUGUUGAAAAUGUACAGGUAAACAGACGUGCACAACAGAGAGCUCUGGGUAAGUGGGACGCCUACUCACCUGGAAUGACUCCCCAGUGCGUGGCCUGUCGUCCUCUCCCCUAGGAGACCCUCCCCAGCACCGAGCCGCAGUGUGCCCUCCACGGCCACAGUUGGUGCAGGGAACAGCCCCCCUCGGGCUCCUCCUCCUCCUCUCUCUAGCGCCAGCACCUCCGAGCUCCAUAGGGCUCGGCUCGGAGGUGCUGGAGGGUGGAAUGGACGACCCCCACUCGGUGCGUCCGCGGGUAGCCAGCAGGGUGUCAAGCCAGAUGGACAUGUCCACCAGCUGGUCGAAGGUAAGAUGGGAAUCCCUGCAGGCCAACUCUCGACGGACGUCCUCCCGUAGACUACAUCGGUAGUGGUCGAUGAGGGCCCGCUCAUUCCACCCUGCAUCCGCUGCUAGAGUCCGGAACUCCAGGGCGAACUCCUGUGCGCUCCUCCUCCCCUGUCAAAGGUGGAACAGACGCUCCCCCGCCGCCUUCCCCUCUGGUGGAUGGUCGAACACGGCCCUGAAGCGGCGGGAGAACUCCGCGUAGGUGAUGGUGGCGGCGUCUAUUCCCCUCCAUUCGGCGUUGGCCCACUCCAACGCCUUGCCGGUGAGACAGGAGAUGAGGGCGGAGACGCUCUCGUAUCCCGAGGGCGCCGGGUGUAUGGUGGCCAGGUAGAGUUCCACCUGCAGGAGGAACCCCUGACAUCCGGCUGCGGUACCAUCAUAUGCCCUCGGGAGCGAGAGCCGAAUACCGCUGAGUUCCGGUGCUGGAAGAGGAGGACUGGUCGAUGUUGAUGGUAAGGUGUGCGGAGGUGUGGGCACCUCUCUGGUGACCAAACGGUGCAGAGUGUUCGCCACCUCGUUCAUGGCGGCCUCAAGUCGCCAGAUCAUGGUGUCUUGAUGGCUGAUCCGUUCCUCCAGCGACUUGGGUGCCGCCACUGCUUCUGCUGACUCCAUGGUGGUGUGUUAUUCUGUCACAACGGCUGAUGUAGAUGUGGUGAAGGAGUCAAACGCAGACACAGAAGCUAAGUCCAAUACUUUACUGAACACGACCACAAAUAUACAAAACACUGGCCUCAAAACAAACAAGAGGCGGACGAUGCGCAACAAUGCGCAAAAGGCUAGUAUUCCAAGGCGCACGAAAACAGUACAGUGCGACAACAGGGAAAACAACAAACAAACAACGAGCCGACCUGAUGACAGGCGAACAAUAACACACAACACAAAACUAACCAAACGGGAAACUUAUAGAGGACAUAAUCAACUAAACAGGACACAGGUGUACACAAUCAGACAAAACCAACAGACAGCGAAAACAUGAAACGGUGAUAGCUAGUACUCCGGGGACGACGACCGCCGAAGCCUGCCCGAACAAGGAGGAGGAGCAGCCUCGGCCGAAACCGUGACAUGCAUAUCAGAGAGGGUAAGACAGAGAGAGGAGACGGGGUCAUUCAUAAGAUAGGAGAUAACUUAAUCAUCAGGUACUUCUGUACAGAGCUGUAUGAUCUACAGCCACUAUCAUUAAUAUCUUGUUUUGGAACGGUUGCAUAACUGACAAUGUGCUGAAAGAUGUUUGAACUGUUCAAGACUACUUCAUUGUCUGAAGUGGUAAUACUUGCUUGCUAGUUGAGGGUAGAUUCGAGUGUCUUUGUCUAAGACAUGGCUUUGUUUCACAGACUAUCAUUUACGGCUUACCCUGCUACUUUAAGCUCCAAUACAGGACAAAUCCCCUGAAGAUGUAGAGAGAGGCCAUCAUUUAUGAGUGCAUCUCUCUGCUUUGGUUCUCUGUGAGACAGGAUGAAUUGAGCUGCAACAGACAGUUUCCUUUUCUACAGGUACCAAAGUGAGCUGUGUUCAAGACCAUCAAUUAGCUCUAAACAAAUACAUCUGACCUAGAUAUUCCAGAGUGCUGUUGCUGCUAUUGGGCGGCAGGUAGCUUUGUGGUUAAGAGCGUUGUGCCAGUCACCGAAAGGUCACUGGUUCUAAUCCUCGAGCUGACUAGGUGAAAAAUCUGUCGAUGUGCCCUUGAGCAAGGCACUUAACCCUAAUUGCUCCUGUAAGUCGCUCUGGAUAAGAGCGUCUGCUAAAUGACUAAAAUGGAAAUGGAAAUGGAAUGCUACUGCUACUGCUCUCCUAGCGAUGCCAGCGUCAGGCUGUUGUGAAGCUGUUGCUGCCCGGUCGGCAGGAACACAAUUAAGGGACAAUUGUUCUGCUUUGAGAGUCUGCAUUUACGGAGGAAAACCAAUUUGUUUAGUGGGGAGACGAGGAACAUGGAGAUCAGAGCGUUGAUAUUUCUGUCGUGACACAGCCAUUAAGAGUUAGAGUUGAAUCAAAAGACCGGAAAUGUAGAGUACAAUGCUACGUCAGCAUGAAUUCGGUUUUUAAAGUUAGCAUCAUGGAAAUUAUAAUUUCAAAAGGAUUUAUAAUAUAGUCAAAUUCAUUCUAUGUUGCGUGGAGUGAGGUUUAUAUGUCUAUGGCAGGAUAGCAAAUCUUCAGAUCACGGUUUUCUGUUGUGGCUGCCACAAACCUCAGAAACCCUAAGGAGUCAUUUCAAUGAAUUAGGUUCUCCUAGCUAUCUAUUGAGUUGGCAUAGUAUCUGAUUACUUCACACUUGCUUCUGUUCUGUAGCUAUUUGUUAGCACAGUUGCUUAUGUGCCUCUAUACUGUUGCAGACUGGGCGAUUGUUUUGUGUUUCCACUCUCAUGCGGUCCAUUUUCCAUGAGGAUAAUUUUCCAUGUUGUUGUUGUUGUUGGAGUGACUGUUGCCUUGACUGUAAAAUGCUGUUUAAUGGUUCUGCUCACAACAGCUGUGUGUGUGUGUGUGUGUGUGUGUGUGUGUGUGUGUGUGUGCGUGCGUGCGAGCAUGUAUGCACACAUGCAAGGAAGGUAGAUUCUCUGCAUCCAUUUAAACUAUAUAGACACUGUUAAUGCUAUGGCUUUAUGCUUCAUCCUAACAGCUCUAAACCACAGCAGCAUCACUACAUGCAGUAGUCCACUGAGCAGCCAUUAGCCAGCUGGCUCCAGUGCACUGGCUAUAUUUCAUACAUCCUGGUUAGUGGUUAGUUAGCACUGCUCUGGAUCUACUAGGCUUCGUCAGAGGAUAUCUGUACAGGAAGGGCAAACAUCAGUGAAUGGACAGUUUAUUCCUGAGAAGAAUCUGGGGAACUGGAACUUGUAACUUGAUGUCCAGGAUGGUAAUUUUCUUGCACUGCAGCAAUGUAAGCCUGGAUUGAAAAGUUCAAGUAAACAACCCAAUGUUUCAGUGUAUCCUAGGUACAGUGCAUUCGGAAAGUAUUCAGACUGCUUGACUUUUUCUACAUUUUGUUACGUUAAAGCCUUAUUCUAAAAUGGAUGAAUCUUUUUUUUCCCUCAUCAAUCUACACACCCCAUAAUGACAAAGCAAAAACAGGUUUUUAGAAAUGUUUGCAAAUGUAUUAUAAAUACAAAACUGAAAUAUCACAUUUACAUAAGUAUUCAGACCCUUUACUCAGUACUUUGUUGAAGAGCCUUUGGCAGCGAUUACAGCCUUGAGUCUUCUUGGGUAUGAUGCUACAAGCUUGGCACACCUGUAUUUGGGGAGUAUCUCCCAUUCCUCUCUGCAGAUCCUCUCAAGCUCUGUCAGGUUUGAUGGAGAGCAUCGCUGCACAGCUAUUUUCAGGUCUCUCCAGAGAUGUUCGAUCGGGUUCAAGUCCGGGCUCUGGCUGGGCCACUCAAGGACAUUCAGAGACUUGUCCCCAAGCCACUCCUGCGUUGUCUUGCCUGUGUGCUUAGGGUUGUUGUCCUGUUGGAAGGUGAACCUUCGCCCCAGUCUGAGGUCCUGAGCGCUCUGGAGCAGGUUUUCAUGAAGGAUCUCUCUUUACUUUGCUCCAUUCAUCUUUCCCUCGAUCCUGACUAGUCUCCCAGUCUCUGCCGCUGAAAAACAUCCCCACAGCAUGAUGCUGCCACCACCAUGCUUCACCAUAGGAAUGGUGCCAGGUUUCCUCCAGACGUGACGCUUGGCAUUCAGGCCAAAGAGUUCAAUCUUGGUUUCAUCAGACCAGAGAAUCUUGUUUCUCAUGGUCUGAGAGUCCUUUAGGUGCCUUUUGGCAAACUCCAAGCGGGCUAUCAUGUGCCUUUUACUGAGGAGUGGCUUCCUUCUGGCCACUCUACCAUAAAGGCCUGAUAGGUGGAGUGCUGCAGAGAUGGUUGUCCUUCUGGAAUGUUCUCCCAUCUCCACAGAGGAACUCUAGGGCUCUGGAGCUCUUUUCUUGGUCACCUCCCUGACCAAGGCCCUUCUCCCCCGAUUGCUCAGUUUGGCCGGGCGGCCAGCUCUAGGAAGAGUCUUGGAGGUUCCAAACUUCUUCCAUUUAAGAAAGAUGUAGGCCACUGUGUUCUUGGGGACCUUCAAUGCUGCAGAAUUUCUUUGGUGCCCUUCCCCAGAUCUGUGCCUCGACACAAUCCUGUCUCGGAGCUCUACAGACAAUUCCUUCGACCUCAUGGCUUGGUUUUUGCUCUGACAUGCACUGCCAACUGUGGGACCUUACAUAUGCAGGUGUGUGCCUUUCCAAAUCAUGUCCAAUCAAUUGAAUUUACCACAGGCAGUGGUGUAAAGUACUUAAGUAAAAAUACUUGAAAGUACCACUUAAGUAGUUUUUUGGGUAUCUGUACUUUAAUUUACUAUUUAUAUUUUCGACUACUUUUACUUCACUACAUUCCUAAAGAAAAUUAUGUACUUUUUACUCCAUAAAUUUUCCCUGACACCCAAAAGUACUCAUUACAUUUUGAAUGAUUAGCAAGACAGGAAAAUGGUCCAAUUCACACACUUAUCAAGAGAACAUCCCUGUCAUCCCUACUGCCUCUGAUCUGGCGGACUCACUAAACACAUGCUUCGUUUGUAAAUGAUGUCUGAGUGUUGGAGUGUGCCUCUGGCUAUUCGUAAAGUAAACAAAACAAGAAAAUGGUGCCGUCUGGUUUGCUUAAUAUAAGGAAUGUGAAAUGAUUUAUACUUUUACUUUUAAUACUUAAGUAUAUUUGAUCAAUUCCAUAUACUUUUGAUACUUAAGUAUAUUUAAAAUAAAAUACUUUUUGACUUUUACUCAAGUAGGAUUUUACUGGGUGACUUUCACUUUUACUUGAGUCAUUUUCUAUUAAGGUAUCUUUUACUUUUACUCAAGUAUGACAAUUGGGUACUUUUUCCACCACUGACCACAGGUGGACUCCAAUCAAGUUGUAGAAACAUCUCUCAGAUGAUCAAUGGAAACAGUAUGCACCUGAGCUCAAUUUCAUCUCAUAGUAAAGGGUCUGAAUACUUAUGUAAAUAAGGUAUUUCUGUUUUUGUUUUUUUAUACAUUUGCAAAAGUUUCUACAAACCUGUUUUAGCUUUCUCGUCAUGGGGUAUUGUGUGUAAAUUGAUGAGGGGAAAAAAUUAUUUAAUCCAUUUUAGAAUAAGGCUAUAACGUAACAAAAUGUGGGAAAAGUGAAGGGGUCUGAAUACUUUCUGAAUGCGCUGUAUAUCCAUGAUUGAGAUGUUAAAUAAUGUACAUUCUCUCUGUCUUCUAUUACAAUCUAUCCUAUACAUUGAUUUCUAUCUGUCUUGUUAAUUUGAUACUGAAAUCAUUCUCUCCCUAUCUAGCUUUUUAAAUUUUUUAUUUAACCUUUAUUUAACUAGGCAAGUCGAUUAAGAACAAAUUCUUAUUUACAAUGACUGCCUACCAAGAGGCAAAAGGCCUCCUGUGGGGACGGGGGCUGGGAUUAAAAAUACAAAUGUAGGACAAAACACACAUCACGACAAGAGACACUCCACAACACUACAUAAAGAGAGACCUAAGAGAAGAACAUAGCAACACAACACGGUAGCAACACGACACGGUAGCAACACAACACGGUAGCAACACAACACGGUAGCAACACGACACGGUAGCAACACGACACGGUAGCAACACAACACGGUAGCAACACAACACGGUAGCAACACAACACGGUAGCAACACAUCACGACUAAAGAGCACGAAGGACAAAAAGGUAGAUACUUUAAUUCAUCAGGUGAAGCUGGCUGGUUAGCGCUGAGCCUCUCUGUACCUCUUAUGUUCUCCUUCCUCUUUCCCAGGGUGGUGUAGGGCCGUGACCUAACCUCCUCUAGUAACACACACACACACACACAACCCCUGACCUUUACCCUGUGCCCUCUCCCCAGGGCCUGUACGUGUUUGCGGUGUACUUCCUGAUGCACAACCAGCUGUGGUGGCCAGCCAAGGCCAGCUACACGGUGGAGAUGAACAGCCAGGGCAGUCCAGACUCCGCCUACCAGGGAGGGGGUGCCGCCACCAUAGGGGGGGAGAUCAACAAGUCCACCCAGAACCUCAUCAGCGCCAUGGAGGAGGUAACACACACACACAUACAGUCUCUCCCUGCCAACGUUCCCUCCCUCGCUGCCCAAAACUAUGGAGAAAAAAGAAUAAGAAAUAGUGAGAAGCCCUGUUCAAGCCCUACAAACCCCCAGCUGGCUGAUUGGCUGACUGGCUGGCUGACUGGCUGGCUGACUGAUUGGCUGACUGACUGGUUGACUGACUGGUUGACUGACUGACUGACUGACUGACUGGUUGACUGGCUUGCUGACUGGUUGACUGACUGGUUGACUGACUGGUUGACUGACUGGUUGACUGACUGGUUGACUGACUGAUUGACUGACUGACUGGCUGACUGGCUGACUUAAUGGCUGACCACUGUUACCAAACCUCUGAGUCUGCUUCACCCUUACCCCUCUCUCCCCUGCCCAGUGUAG